Aspergillus sclerotioniger CBS 115572 is the source of this 1496-nucleotide messenger RNA. RefSeq names its product catalase. Bases 1 to 1476 code for a protein of 491 amino acids. Gene Ontology annotation, cellular component: cytoplasm; peroxisome; mitochondrion. Gene Ontology annotation, biological process: hydrogen peroxide catabolic process; response to hydrogen peroxide. The record is from RefSeq and is a predicted model, not a curated record. NCBI's taxonomy places the organism in Eukaryota, Fungi, Ascomycota, Eurotiomycetes, Eurotiales, Aspergillaceae. Gene Ontology annotation, molecular function: catalase activity; heme binding. The transcript is spliced from 11 exons.
AUGUCUCACUAUACUUUGGCAGAGGGCUGUCCGUAUGCCCGCAACGACACCUCGGUGCAACUUCGCAAUGGUUCUGGCGGUGGACUGGUCCUACUGCAGGACACUCAACUGAUUGAAACGUUGGCUCACUUCUCUCGCGAGCGAAUUCCGGAGCGGACCGUUCACGCCAAAGCAGCCGGAGCAUACGGAGUGUUCGAAUGCACCCACGAUUGUACCGACAUCACUUCGGCCAGUUUCCUCAACACCGUGGGCAAGAAGACGGAUGUUUUGUUGCGUGUGUCCACCGUCGGACCUGAAAGUGGCUCGGCCGAUACUACACGAGAUGUGCAUGGCUGGGGAAUGAAGCUAUAUACGGAUCAAGGGAAUCUGGACUGGGUGUUCAACAACACGCCUGUCUUCUUCGUUCGCGAUCCGAUCAAGUUUCCCUCUCUGAAUCGAUCCCACAAGCGGCAUCCUCGCACCCACCGGCCGGAUGCCAAUAUGUUCUGGGACUUCCACACCGCCAACCCCGAGGGCAUUCACCAGAUCAUGCACCUCUUCAGUGACCGUGGCACCCCCGCCUCCCUCCGCCACAUGAACGCCUACAGUGGACACACCUACAAGUUUACCAAGGAGGACGGAUCCUUCAAGUACAUCAAAAUCCACAUCAAAACCCAACAAGGCAUCAAGAACUUCACCCGUGAAGAAGCCACCAAAGUCGCCGGCGAAAACCCCGAUUUCCUCUUAGAAGACCUAUACGACGCCAUUGAGAGUGGCAACUACCCCGUGUGGAACGUCUACGUCCAAGUCAUGGACCCCAAGGAUGCAGAGACCUACAAAUGGAACAUCUUCGACAUGACCAAAGUCUGGCCUCACCAGGACUAUCCCCUCCGCCAGAUCGGUCGACUCACCGUGAACCGCAAUCCCCGGAACUACUUUACCGACAUCGAACAAGCCGCCUUCUCCCCCUCCAACAUGGUUCCAGGCUUUGCUCCCUCUGCUGAUCCCAUGCUCCAAGCCCGCAUGUUCGCCUACCCUGACGCAGCCCGUUACCGUCUCGGCACCAACUACCAAAUGCUCCCCACCAACGCGGCCCACGUCCCCGUCUACUGCCCCUACCAGCGCGACGGAUUCAUGAACUUCACUAAUAACUACGGUGACGAUCCCAACUAUAUCGGUUCUUCCCUUCGUCCCACUACCUUCGCCACCACUUCCAACGGUCCAGUGUCGAGCACCAUCACCGAGCACGAGAAAUGGAUCGGAGAAGUGAGCAGUUUCACUACCACAAUAUCGGACGUGGACUUUGAGCAGGCCACCGGCCUGUGGAAGGUUUUGGGUCGGGAAGAGGGCCAUCAGGAUCGAUUUGUGGAGAAUGUGGCUCUGACGGUGCAGAAGGUGACGAGGAAGAAGCUGAGAGGGAUGGUUUAUGAUCUCUUUAGGCGUGUUGAUCCCCAGCUGGGGGCGAGGUUGGAGGCGGAGGUUGAGGGGAAGAUUUGAUGGGUGGGGGAUAUCUGGGU